GGUACCUAGUAGAUAUGAUGUACAGCAAAACUAUUAUGACAUCCAUUUAGCCUUUUCCUGUCUUUAUUGCAUGUUUAAAUUCUAGGGCAUGGUCUGUAAAGCAGUGCAGGAGGGCUUCAGGAUACAGGCAAAAUAUGUUCCUUGAAAACAUGGCUGUAUUGUGGGGUACGUUUACCCAUAGACUUAUAAUUUAUUAUAGGUUCUGUUCUAGAACCAGCCCUGUUGAUCAGGCCCUAAAGGUAAGCACAAUAUCACAGUGUAAAUCCCUCCCCACCAUUCCCUUCACUUAAUUUAUUCCUCUCCCCUGAUCCUAGGAACUUUGAUGCCUGCUAUACCCCAAACUCGGCCCCUUCUCCUCUGUAAUCCCACCCCUCACAUUCCAGUAUUUCGAUUUCUUUGAACGUGUUCAUAGCAACAGCUGUUGCUGCCAGUGUGGUUAGCUCCAUCACCCCACCUUUCCCUACCUCCUGGCCCCAGCUGGGAAGAAGAAGAGAAAGGGGAGGGGAAAGGGGACUGCUCCCACAGCAACAGCUAUUGCUCCCACCCUGCCCCAGUCUGUCCCGGUCUCCAUUCCCACACCUGGUGUUGGGAGGCAGAAGUGGGAUGGGAGUCGUGGGUUGUAGGUGUCAGCGCUGUGCGGGACACGAUCACAGCAAGAGAAGACGUACCAUGUGUUUGGCACAGGGCUGGUGGAAAGUGUGUUCAAUUCAGCUAGUGAGAGAUCCUGCGGCUCUAAAUGGCAGCAGUGAGGGUUGCUUGGCUUUUAAACAGCCACGGUGAGGACUCAAGUGGUUGUUGGCAGCAGUGGUGGGGGAGGAAGGGGAAAGAGGAGGCAUCUCAUGACUUUAAAACAGCCACAAUGAGAACGCCCACUGGCUUGUGGCGAUAGUGGUGGGGAGGGUUCUCCUGACUUUGAAGAGCUGCAGUAUGGACUCCCAUGGUUACCAGCAGUGGUGGGGAGAGGCUAGUGGCUUUAAACAGCAGCAGCAGUCCACGUAACCUUCUGGAGUCCCGGGGGCGGGGUAGAGAACAGGAAGCCGAGUUCAGGUGCGGGAGGCCAGAAAAGGCUCAAAACGGGAGAGCGGGAAUGGAACAGUGAAGUUUGGGGAAAGGGGCUGGGAGGAAAUUGAUUUCCCUGCAUCUGGCAGGGCUUAUAGAUCCUGGGCAUUGUCAUCAGUUAGUGUAUAUUGUAUGUGGUCCUCACAGCCCCAUUUGGCCAUAGUUGUGUUUGGGACUCCCGCUUCCUUAUCAGGAGCUGGCUUGAUGGAUGCAGUGUAUUGCUGAUACCCGCAAUACAAUUCAGUAAUAUGAAUGGGUGCUAUGCCCCACCCCUACUAGAAAGUAGCAUCUCUCAGUUCACCUGGGAGAGACACUCCCCAGGGGCCCCUUCCUGUCCUUCUGGAACUGGGCAGGAAGAAGGAAAAAUGGCAGACCUCCUUGCAGUCAUUUAAAAUCUUGGGAAGGUUGUCGCUGUUGUGACGGACUCUGGAACAGCCUGCUGGAGUGAGUGAAGAUAGUCCAAGUCCCAAGAGACAACGCCUUUCUCAUUCAGUCUUUGAUUGUACAGCAGCAUCCCCAGCCCCAUCCCCGCCUAUGCGGCCUUGGGAGAUGGCGACCAAUAGGCAGCCACCUCCUGUUCGAACCAACCAAAAUAACUUCUCAGGGGAGCAGUGCAACACACCUGCACGUAACAGAAGAAGUCCUCCUAGGCGCCAGAGAGGAAGACGAGACCGUGUGUCUCGACAAAAUACAAUGAAUCAAGAUGAAAACUACCACCAUCUCCCUUUUGGGCAACAACAAGCAAUAGAGGAACCUCGAGCUUUCCAUCCUCCGAAUGUAUCUCCUUGUAUGUUGCACCCCGCAGCUCAUCCGCCUCAGCAGAAUUCGGUGAUGGUUGAUAUACAUGAGCAGAUCCACCAGGGAACAGCCCCAGUCUCUUACACAGUUACAACGGUGGCACCGCAUGGGAUUCCACUUUGCACUGGCCAACAUAUACCCGCUUGCAGUGCACACCAUGUCCCAGGAUGUUCCGUGGUUUUCAGUGGGCAGCCCAUUCCUGUCUGUAGUGUGCCUGCUCCAAUGAUUCAGGCGUGUUCAGUUCAACAUUUGCCGGUGCCGUAUGCUGCAUUUCCUCCUAUUAUUCCAAAUGAGCCAUUUCUUUACCACCCACCUCAUGUUCCACAUCAUCAUCAUGCCCAUUUGCCACCACCAGGGCAGUUUGUCCCGUUUCAAGCACAGCAGUCAAGAUCGCCACUGCAGAGAAUAGAGAAUGAAGUUGAACUUCUGGGAGAACACCUUCCUGUAGGAGGCUUUACCUACACGCCACCAGCCCAUCCGCCGACUUUACCGCCAGCGGCUCCUUUGCAGUUCUUAACACAUGAUCCUUUGCACCCGGAGGUAUCCUUUGGAGUCCCUUAUCCUCCAUUUAUGCCGCGAAGACUCCCGGGACGUGGUAGAUACCGAUCUCAGCAGCCGGUGCCACCUCCACCGUACCAUCCUAACCUGUUGCCCUAUGUGCUAUCAAUGCUUCCAGUGCCACCUGCGGUCGGACCAACUGUUAGCUUUGAACUGGAUGUCGAAGAUGGAGAAGUGGAAAAUUAUGAGAACAGUAGUAGAGUUGUCCUUGAAUUCGAAGAUGACGGUGACGACGGUGAAACUGGAUCCAUGAGUGCACUGUUGAAUCUGGCAGAAAGAUUGGGAGAGGCUAAGCCCCGAGGACUAACAAAAGCAGAUAUUGAGCAGCUUCCGUCAUACAGAUUCAAUUCCAACAAUCACCAGUCAGAGCAGACUUUGUGCGUAGUGUGCAUGUGCGAUUUUGAGUCCAGGCAGCUACUCAGAGUCUUGCCUUGUAGCCACGAGUUCCAUGCCAAAUGUGUCGAUAAAUGGCUCAAGGCAAAUCGUACCUGUCCAAUCUGUCGGGCUGAUGCUUCGGAAGGGCAUCGUGAUACCGAGUAACCAGCUGAAGAGCACAAAUCUCAUCUGGGUGUUUCUUGUCACCUGUACUUACCCGUGUGGUUUCCAGCCUUUACACAAAAGGGUCAAUGGACCUUCCUUUGCACUGUGUGAUUUAACCAAUUGUAAAGCUUAUAGUCUUCACAACUAUGGGAUUGUUUUACUAACGGUAUGAUUGGAACUCCAAAGACUUUUCUUUAGCUUAAUUUUGUGUGUGCACUAACAUUCCCUGGUUUUCGUGUGAUUAUUCCGAGUGUUGCUGCAAGAUUACAGUGGACGUGAUCUUUUAGCAUGUGCUUUUAUAAAAAAAAAAAAAAAAAAAGUGGUAGCUCCAAACAGUAUAGCAAUCUACUUUAUAUAGAGCCUUCAGAUACUGUGAGUGGAAAUGAAUGGAACGAAUGCACGUCCGUGGCGGUGCGGGCUGUGUGUGUGUGUGUGUGUGUGUGUGUGUGUGUGUGUGUGUGCGCGCGCGCAUGCGUGCGUGCAAGAGCUGGUGAGAGGAUGUAGCGAAUGAAUGUGAGAACCGAUAUACCAGCAUGUAUUGAGAAUGUGUGUAUGUGUGUGUGUGUGUAUGUGUGUGUGGUAAUAACUACGCUGCAACGUAUACUCUUAUGUGUUAUUUAAGCAGUACUAGUACUGUACACUGGUUUCUUUCCUUGGAUUUGCAGUUGCACACUGAAUGCUAAGGGUGCAGCAGUUAUAGGCAUUUAAUGUUCUCCCUUUUCCCCCCUCCCUUCUCUUGGUUAAGGUCCACAUUACUUUUCUUCAGACAACUAUUCUACUUUCCCCUUAUCGGUAAUUUUAAAUGCCACUUAGGGGGGAAAAAAUAGUGCAUCAAACUCUAAAUGCCUAGACCUAAUUCUUAGCAUCUGAUAUAAAAAAUGAAGGCUUGCUGUUUACCGAUAAAAAUACUGCAAGCCCACCUCUUCAGUUAGCAAUAUUAAUGUUUUCAUUUGGUAUUUAGAAUGUUUCCCUUUCAAGGUGUUAGCUUAGUUGUUUCAUAACAAUCACAAGAUUUUUAUAGUUAGACUUUUAUUGUAGUUGGAAAAUGUUAAGUAAUAUAUUCCUGAUCGGAAAUGGUGUUCGAGGGACAUCACAGUCCAUGUAGCCUAACACCAUGUAAUCGGUCAGCGUCUUUGACCAGAAAAUAAUUUGUAAACCAACUCUCGCUUUAAUGCACCACCUGUAUUCUUUAUAUUGUUGGACAAACUCUCAUGUAAGCAUUUAAGUGGUUAGAAGAAAAUUUCCAUUUAUUUUUCUGCAAAUUCACUUACUGAAUUCAAGUUCUGAAAAGAGGUCUAGCUCUUCCUCAGUAAGGAAAUGCCCGUAGAAAACCACUAUAAGCCGUUGUCUGGGUGAAGUAUAUACUAUGACACUUUCUCUCCCUUUGACCUUAAGUGAUCCUGUUUUGGGGGGGCAGUUUUUGCAUGAAUGAGUAAAGUGUAAUACAGCCAGUGUCCAGAAUACUCGCAGUGUAAGAAAAGACUAUGUUCUUGCACAAGUAAGAACAGAUAAUGCUGUGAAACAGGAGUUAACCUCCAUUCAAUUGACCUGAAUAAUAUUAUAAUUUCUGUUUUGUUGGGAAAAAAAAGUGUUCCUUUAAUGUAUUUAAGAUUGUUUUAAGGUCUGUUUUCCAGGAGUGUGUUUAGGUCCACAUCUGUACCAAGAUUAUUCGAGAGAUGCACUUUUUUUUUGCAUCACUUUGCUUCUUCGUACAUUUAGUGUCAUUACUUUGAUUGCAAUAGCACAAGUGGCACAAUUAGCAAUAUUGCUACAACUUGCUGCUGCCAGUCUCAGCUUUAAUUUCAUUCCGUGUCAUAACUUCUGAUGCUUUUGUAUGCUGCUAUGCUUUAGUAUCAGUUAUAUUUUCAGACAGUGUUAAUGUGUUCUCCAGUGCUGCUUGCCCUUCUUGGAAGGCUCUACAGAAAAAAAAAAAAUCACAGCUUGUGGUUCAGUAAAAUAAAACAAAAGCACAAUGUAGCCCAUAUUUCAGACACUAUUGCCUCUGCCUAGUUAUACCUCUAGUUAGGAUUCAAAAUUUUCUUAUCUUGUCCAUAUUUUAGUCCUUGAGUCAAAAGAUGAUAAAGCAUCUAACACAUGAUUUUUCUAGCCCAAUAUAGCUUUCUCUGCCCUUAAAGUGCUAAAGAAUGGAAUUAGCAACCUGUUAAUGAGCCACUAAAUAAGUUAAAUCCAUAGAAUAACCUUUAUUUUUGAAAACUAAUAAAAGAAUGUUAUCAUUGCAUAUGCCACCUGUCAUACUCAGUAUCUUUUAUAUGGCUGCAGAAAAACCUUUCUACCUGUAAAGAUGGAACAUAACACUACUACAGCCAGUAUUCACUUAAAGAAGCAUGCAAAGUAAAGCACUUUUUCUCAUUUAGAUAGAAAUACAUAAUUAGGGCACAUUUUACUAAUAACUAGGAAAAGUGGUCCUUUUUUCCUUGAAUUGGAAAAUUAUUUGUGUAUCGUCCCUAUUUCAAUGUUGUUUUGUGAGGCAGUUGGAGAUUUCGAGGCAGUAGGGUCUAAUUUGGGAAAAUACUGAAUUUAACUGUUGCACUCUUGUGGCUUAUCUCUUUUGGAAUGUUUCUUUUGUUUGCAUGGGACUCCUGCAGAUGUGUGCAGAAUUGCUUCCUGUGGUUAGUGUGUAUAAAAGGCACACAUGCAUGUGUUCUGAGCCAGUUCAGGCUGGCUACAACUGAUACUUUCCAGUUGUGGCUGUCAGGAGGAGAGGAAGGGAAUUGAUUUGUCGCUCAGUUGUUACUGCCAUGUGUUGUGCACAUUUAUGUGUCUUAAUUUCACAGCCUGCAGUGGUGGCUGAUAGCACCAAAAUCCAGUAUGGUUUUAUGUCAGCCGUCUUCCUCCUCUUCCCUGCACCACCAUCCCCUGCCCUCUCCCGCCCAAAAAAAAAAAAACAAAAAAAAACAAAAAACAAAAAAAAAGCCCUGUUGGCGUUAUCAUAUCGGCACUGCUAUGUUUUUGCAUGAAUUGUUCAUUGAAUUUGACUUCGUUUUAUUUUGAAAACUGAUGUCAAGACCUCUAGAUAUCUUCAAGAUCUUAUUUGUUGAUUGUCUUUACAGAAGGUUUUUUUGGGCAGUUAGGGAAUUUGUUAGUAUAUUCAGGUUUUGUACAAUCUCUUAACUGUGAUUUGUUAAAAUUGCAUCUCUUGUAAUAUUUAGAAUGGAAACUACAAACUCAAUUUUACUGGUAAAAACCUGUUUUUGACAGCGAUAUCUUGAGGCCUUCAUUUAAAAAAAGCUGUUUUUUUCUUUUUUGGUACAUUCAGUUACCUCAUUUUGCUAUUUGUUUCAGAUUUGCUAAUGAUUAUAAAAAUGUAUGGAUUUUGUUAGAAUUUUAUUUGUUUUGUUUUCUUUAAAUCAUUCUUGUAUCAUUUAACAUAUAGUUUUAAAUGUAUUAUAAAUAUCUGUAACCAAAUCAUUUGAAGGCUUGAUAAAUUUUUAACAAAGUUUGUACAUUUUUUAUGAGAGUUACUAGUAAUGCUUUACUAAGUAGUGCAAUGAAUUUUUAUUUUUAAUCCCUGUGCCCAAUUUUGGAGUUGAGAGGGUUGUUCAGUAAUAAAUGUAUGUUGU
Molecule: messenger RNA, 6536 nt
Organism: Tachyglossus aculeatus (Australian echidna)
Lineage: Eukaryota; Metazoa; Chordata; Mammalia; Monotremata; Tachyglossidae
Gene: RNF38
Product: ring finger protein 38
Exons: 12
Coding region: 1594-2955 (453 amino acids)
Source: RefSeq, a predicted model, not a curated record